Mesocestoides corti is the source of this 219-nucleotide messenger RNA. The record is from the annotation of a GenBank genome assembly. Lineage: Eukaryota; Metazoa; Platyhelminthes; Cestoda; Cyclophyllidea; Mesocestoididae.
AUGCUAAAAUCCCAACAAUUCCAGAAUCAGAUUUGCGAGCUUCCUAUAGUUCAGGGUCGCGGUCGAGCUUUGAUGCCGAUGUGGGCUUAUGACGCAGCCAAUAAGCGAUGCAUUCUUUUCCAUUACGGCGGCUCUGGUGGAAACGCGAACCGAUUCGACACCAAAGCGGCUUGCAAGAAGGCAUGCGAGCCCAACCGCCGUCGUGCUCGCGCCUCUUAG